AUGUAUCAACAUCAACAGCAAGAGGCAAAAGAUGGCGGUCACGAAUAUCCUGACCUUCUUCGUCUGUUAAAUCCGUCCCAACUGCCCCAUCCUGAAAGAUCGACUUCCACAGAAUGGGAGGCCAUUUUCCAACCAUAUCUCGCCGCCGCUCUGCAACACCAUGGGGAGUAUACUCAAUCAGUUAUUGAACAGCAUCUGGAAUUCUUCACAACCCAUGUCGUCCCCUGGAUGGGCCUCGGGCCAUCGCCCGAUCCUACUACCGGUGCUCUCGUUCCUCCAUAUCCCUCCUCCUUGACCAACGACCACACCCCCUUCGAGCUCAGCUGCUGCUGGAAGGGCAGUAAACAAAAUGGCCGGGCUGUCGUGCGCUACGUGAUCGAUGUGAUUCCGUCCACCGCUGAGAUCUCUCGCUUGGCUGCGCUUCGGGAAGCGCUUCAUGUCAUGCGCACCCUCGAGGACAUCUCCCAAAAACAGACUAGAAAUGAAGAGACAUUCUCGUUGUAUGCAUUCCCUUCCUUGUGGUGGCAGAUCACUAGGAAAAUGAUUGAAAACGAGCAACAGACACAUGUCCAGCCGUGCACUCGGUGUUCCCCUUCUGGCGUCUUCGUCGCCUUUGAUCUCGUCGCCAGUGCGGCGUUUGCCAAGGCAUAUUGGCUUUUUCCAGCAUGUCAAAAGACAUCAACUCUCCUCACAUCUGUUGAGGACACCCUCCGAGCAGCCGUGGAAACUGAACCGGCAAUGUUUCCCAUGUUGCUAGAGAAUUGGGACAUGGUUGCCGCGCAUAUGACGGCUAACCAAGACAUCCUCCAGCCACGGAUGCUGUCAAUUGACGCAACCAAGUACCCCGUUCCACGGGUGAAGGUUUAUGCUCGGCGAAUUUUUCUCACAUCCAACAAGUUCAGCGAAAUCGAGCCCCAUCUGAGCCUAGGCGGCCGUAUCCCCCUCCCAGAGCCCUUCCGCCAGGCAUGUGAACGGCUCUGGACCUCCUUGGUUGGGCCGGAGGAUUCUGUGCCGGGCAAGGGGCCCAAGUACAGCCUCGUGCUUUAUGACAUCCCCACCGGUGCGCCAGGGGAGGCACCGGAAAAGGAAGUGUCGGCAAAGUUGUACAUCAUGUGCCAGGAGAUCCCGCGUGUUGACUCGUUCAUCGCGCGGAAGCUAUAUCAUAACUGCCCUCUUUUACAGGAUUCAGAGUUGAUCAAGGAGCUUGCCGCUAGUUCGGAACCUACUGCUUUCAUAUGCGAAAUUGGUCUAGCCCCAGGAAAACACGACACUGAGGUCACUACCUAUUGCAGCCCUUGCUGGUGGUCGCGUAAAACAUGGAAGGACUGCGUGGAGGAGGACGGAAAAUUAAAGAAGGUUCGCCGGGUGAUAGCUCCCCGUUAA
Messenger RNA from Penicillium canariense, 1383 nucleotides. RefSeq lists its product as uncharacterized. Gene Ontology annotation, biological process: alkaloid metabolic process. Bases 1 to 1383 code for a protein of 460 amino acids. NCBI's taxonomy places the organism in Eukaryota, Fungi, Ascomycota, Eurotiomycetes, Eurotiales, Aspergillaceae. The record is from RefSeq and is a predicted model, not a curated record. Gene Ontology annotation, molecular function: transferase activity, transferring alkyl or aryl (other than methyl) groups. The transcript has 4 exons.